Chara braunii is the source of this 2224-nucleotide messenger RNA. NCBI's taxonomy places the organism in Eukaryota, Viridiplantae, Streptophyta, Charophyceae, Charales, Characeae. The record is from the annotation of a GenBank genome assembly.
CGCAUCUAUAUUAGUAAGAAAGCGCUGCAGAAAUUGAAGCUGGGACUUAAAGUCCAGAAACUAACAGACCCCAUAGUUAGUAUCCUCGCGGACAAUCGUACUAUGGUUGUAGAGGAUUACGUAGAGGGAGUCCAGGCGUAUUUCCGCCUAGAGAAAGAUGGGAAAGUGGAGAAGGUUCUCCACUCCCUGACUCUCCUCGUAGAAGACAGCCUCCCAUUUGAUAUCGUUCUCGGGAUGGAUUGGGGAGAGGCAGCCGGGGCCACGCUCCAUUUGAAGGAGCAUGAGUGUAGGCUCCCUAGUUCUUCAGGCGAGGCCAAGACUGCCCGCCUGUUCCAUGUGUCAGGAGUAGAGAAUCCCUUGGCACAUUGCUGCCUUAGUGCUCCUGUGUUCGCCAGAUUAGUGAAAAAGGAGAGAUUGGAGGAACAGGUUUUUGUUGCCUAUGUUAGGCCAGUGACUGAGCCUACGGAAGAAAAGCCGAUGGACCCUGCGAUUGCCAAGCUGUUGGAAGAGUUCAAGGACCUAACUGAGCCGCCGAUAGGAGUGGUACCGCGGCCCAUCCAGCACCGUAUUGAGAUAGAGCCUAGCAGUAGAACUCCUAAGGGCGCUGUGUAUAGGAUGUCCCCACGGGAGAUAGAGGAGCUUCGCAAGCAAUUAGACGAGCUCCUCGAGAAGGGUUGGAUUAGGCCCAGUUCGUCUCCUUUUGGAGCGCCUGUUCUCUUUGUUCCCAAGAAAGAGGGAGAGCUGAGGAUGUGCAUAGACUAUAGGGGUCUGAAUGCUAUUACAGUGAAGAAUGUUGAGCCACUGCCUAGGAUAGACGAUCUCUUAGAUCGAGUGCAGGGGGCGAAGUACUUCUCCAAGAUAGAUUUGAAGUCCGGAUAUCAUCAGAUAGAAGUGCAUCCUGAUGAUCAGUAUAAGACAGCCUUCCGGACUAGAUAUGGGCACUAUGAGUUCAUAGUGAUGCCCUUUGGACUAACCAAUGCACCAACAACGUUCCAGCGCUGUAUGAACGAUCUGUUUAGGCCAUGGUUAGACAGAUUUGUUGUUGUCUAUUUAGAUGAUAUCUUAGUGUUUAGUAAGACCCUCCAAGAACACCAGGGUCAUCUCAGGCAGGUCUUGGAGAAGUUGAGGGAAGCUAACUUCAAGAUCAAUGCAAAGAAGUGCGAUUGGGCGAAGACCCAAGUUUUAUACCUAGGCCACGUCUUAGACGAAGACGGCGUUAAACCCGAGGAUUGUAAGAUCGCAGCGAUUAGAGAUUGGCCCACCCCACGUACGCUGAUGGAAUUGCGCUCGUUCUUGGGCUUAGCUAACUACUACAGGAAGUUCGUGAGGAACUUCUCCACCAUCGCUGCACCCCUUCGCAGAUUGUUGAGGAAAGAAACCAUCUGGAAGUGGGACAAGGACUGCACGUCUGCCAUGAAGAAGUUAAAGCAGGCAUUGAUAGAGUACCCGGUCCUUAAGGUAGCCGAUCCGUCCUUGCCCUUUGUCGUCACUACGGACGCUAGUCAGUACGGCAUAGGUGUCGUGUUACAGCAAGACGAUGGCAAUGGUUAUAGACCCGUAGAGUUCAUGUCCGCCAGGAUGCCUUCAGAGAAGGUCGCGACAUCUACCUAUGAGAGGGAACUCUACGCUCUCAGGCAAGCCUUAGAACACGAGAAGCACUACUUGCUUGGGAGGCACUUCAAAGUCUAUUCCGAUCAUGAGACGUUAAGGUGGUUAAAGACGCAGGCCAAGAUGACACCUAAGCUUACUAGGUGGGCCGCAGAAAUAGAUCAGUACGACUUUGAGCUCAAGCCAGUCAAGGGGAAGUAUAACGUAGUUGCGGAUGCUCUUAGUAGGAGAGCUGAUUACUUUGGGGCAAUAGUGCAUUACUUAGACAUAGGGAAGGACCUGCAGCAAAAGAUUAGAGAAGCCUAUGCACAGGACCCUAUCUAUAGUGACCUCUCAAGAAGGUCAAGAUGGCCCCAAAGACUGAGCCAAACUACUGCACUACGGAAGGGUUGCUUUUUGAGAAGACUAAUGUAUUCGACCGCCUGUGCAUUCCCAGUAGUGAAGAGAUCCGUAGUCUGAUUUUAGGAGAAUGCCACGACACAGAGGGUCAUUUUGGUUGGCAAAAGACUUUAGCCAAUCUGAUGCGCGCAUAUACCUGGCCAGGAAUGAAGAAUGACUGCGUAGAGUACGUUUGCAGUUGUAAAGUUUGCCAGCGUAACAAAAUUUCUAUGCGUGC